This is a messenger RNA of Stegostoma tigrinum, 6195 nucleotides long. RefSeq names its product polymerase (DNA directed), lambda (gene poll). The transcript has 8 exons. Bases 196 to 1947 code for a protein of 583 amino acids. Lineage: Eukaryota; Metazoa; Chordata; Chondrichthyes; Orectolobiformes; Stegostomatidae. Gene Ontology annotation, molecular function: DNA-directed DNA polymerase activity; DNA binding. The record is from RefSeq and is a predicted model, not a curated record. Gene Ontology annotation, biological process: double-strand break repair via nonhomologous end joining. Gene Ontology annotation, cellular component: nucleus.
CUCGCUUUCUUUUUUUUAAUUGCUUUCUUUCUGCAGGCGACAAAUACAAAUAUUAAUUUAUUUUUAAUUUUUUAAAAAAUUAACACCAAGCCGGAAAUGACCGGUCUAUAUAAUUUCCAUUUCCGGACUGGGGGUGGUUGGCAGAUCAUACGGACAACUCACCUGAACAGCAUGCCCAAACUGUGAAUCUGUCAUAUGGAGACUCAGGGGAUUGUCAAGGCAUUUCGGAAGGUGAAACGAGCAAAAGACAUCGUACCAGCAACAUCCGGAGUGACCCAGAAGAAAGUAAAAACAGAUGAAGUCAGUAAAGAAACCUGGUUGUGUGGAGUGGUGGUGCACAUUGUCCAGGCAGGGAUUGGAAAGGCUCGGACAGAAAUCUUUCACAAGCGGAUUAUACAGAGUGGUGGGGAGGUCAGCCUUGCUUUCUCUCCAGCCGUUACUCAUGUGGUCAUAGAUGAUGAGAUGGACCGUGAUCGUGCCUUUCGCCUCCUGGGUCUGGAGGUUCUGCCCCCCAGAGUCCAGUUGGUGCGAUCUGCAUGGCUCAGUUUAUGCAUCGCAGAGAGGAGACUUUUGAGCACAGUGGACUACAGCAUCUUCAUCCCAGACAGGUACCUGCCAUCUGCACACCAGAGCAAAAAUCAGGGGUCAGGGGAUGAGGAUCAGCAAGAGACUGCAGAGGUCAACAGUCGAUCAAGGACCCAGCUCAAGCUGAACUGCACAAAGAUGGAAGAGUCUUUUGCUGAGCAACAGGGAGAGGCCACAGCUGAAGAAGUCAAUGUAUCAGUACAAGUCCCUAUGGCCCAGUUUUGUGAAGAUGAAUGCGGGAGUGACGCUGAAGAUGACAUUGUAUCUGAGCAUGACCUGCGAGCCCUGAUCUCCGGGAGCAGCCAUUUGUCGAAUGGAUCUGACCGUGGGAAAGCAGCUGUUAGUGGCAAGUGGGUGUGUGCCCAAUCAUCCGAAAGCAAAAAGGAAAACCACAACAAACCCAUCACAGACAAGUUGGAGGUGCUGGAGGCUGCAUAUACACAUCAGGGUGACAAGUGGAGAGCGCUGGGAUAUGCCAAGGCCAUCAACUCCUUGAAGAGUUACCAGAAGCCGGUGUCCUCCUACGAGGAAGCAUGUAAGAUCCCUGGCAUUGGCAAACGAAUGGCUGAGAAAAUCAGAGAGAUACUGGAGAGUGGGCACCUGCGCAAGCUUGACUACGUCAGUGAGAGUGUCCCAGUGCUGGAAACCUUCUCAAACAUCUGGGGAGCUGGUGUGAAGACAGCCCAGAUGUGGUACCAGCAGGGUUUCAGAACUUUGGAUGAUAUUCAGAUGAAAGCUAAUCUGACUAAGCAGCAGAUCAUUGGCCUCAAACACUAUCAUGAUUUCCAAGACCGAAUGCCCCGGGAAGAGGCAGGGGAGAUUGAGAAAAUGGUUGGGGACAUGGCUCAGUCAAUCAAUCCAUCCCUGAUUGCUUUAGCUUGUGGCUCCUAUCGACGUGGGAGGUCCACCUGCGGUGAUGUAGACAUCCUCAUCACACAUCCAGAUGGAAAAUCGCACCAAGGUGUCUUCAGUAAGAUCCUUGCUGGUCUGAGGGACACAGGAUUUCUAACAGAUGACCUGGUCAGCCAGGAAGAGAGCGGGGACCAGAAGAAGUAUCUGGGAGUUUGCCGGCUUCCAGGUCCUGGGCACCGUCACCGGAGGCUCGACAUCAUUGUGGUACCAUACAGUGAGUUUGCCUGUGCCCUGAUGUACUUUACCGGAUCUGCACAUUUUAAUCGGUCCAUGCGGGCUUUGGCCAAGACGAAGGGCAUGAGCCUGUCAGAGCACUCGCUGAACUACCACGUCCUGAGGAAGGGCAGUGCCAAACUCACCACAGGAGUAAUCAUUUCCACCACAACUGAGCAAGACAUUUUUGAGCACCUGGGACUGCUGUACAGGAAGCCACAUGAGAGGGACUGGUGACACUGCUGCAGGUUGGCAGGGACCCAUUCCACUGUAUUUGUGCAUGUGUCACUCAGUUUGAUAUAGCACCAUACAGGCCAAGGACCCACUAGUUCACCUCCAAGUCCAGGCUGAGCUAUCUGCUUUGAGGGUUUUUAAUGUAUCUGUACAAUGAAAUAUCUUCGCCAUCUGUGAGCUUUACGAUCUGAGUGAUUGAGCCUUUAUCCACAGGGUUACAGAGUAAAACGUAGGGAAGGCUAAACCUGCAUGAAUCUGCUGUUUCCAAUUCUGGGCCACAAUUUUAAGAAAAACGUCAUGGCUUUGGAAAGGGUACAAGAGGAGAUUUAUUGCAGUGGUACCAGGAACUAGGGCUUUAUACAGUGAUUCUGAAAAAGCUGUCUUUCUUGUUGAAGAUUAUUUAUAAGAGAUUUAAUAGCAAUGUUCAAAACAUUAGGGAUUUGUGAUCCAAAAUUACAAAGUGAUCUUAAUCAGUUGGCCCCGUAGGCUGAGGUGAGGCAGAUGGAGUUUACUUCGGAUGAAUGUGAGGUAUUGCAUUGUGGUAAAACAGACAAGGGCAGGAUUUUUACAGUUAAUGACAGAGCCCUGAAUGGUGUUGUAGGACAGAGAGACCUAGGGGAUCAGGUACAUACUUAUUUGAAAUUUGUGUCCAUGUAGACAAGGUAGUUUAGCACUGUUGCCUUCAUUGUCUGGACCUUUGAGUUUAGGAUGUAGGAUGUCAUGUUGAGGUUGUACAGUACUUUGGUGAACCUCUUCUGGAGUACUAUGUACAGUUCUGGUUGCCCUGCUAGAGGAAGAAUAUUAUUAAAUUGGAGAGGGUUCAGAAAAGAUUUAUCAGGAUUUAUCGGGAAUGGAGGGUUUGAGGUACGAUGAUAUGAUGUGGAGGUGUUGGAUUGGGGUGGACAAAGUCAGAAAUCACACGACACCACGUUAUAGUCCAGCGAGUUUAUUGGAAAACACAAGAUUUUGGAGCCUUGCUGCUUCCUCAGGUGUUAGUGAAGUGGUAUCAGACAUAGAAUUUAUACAUAAGAGAUCAAAGGGUCACAACACUGGAUGAGGAUAUAUUAAACAAACCUAAGAUGCUGUUCAAUCUUUAAUCAUUUAGAAGGUUUUAAUUGAUUAAUUUGUAUAGGUAAAUCUCUGAAUUGCUUUCAAGUCGCUGUCCUGAAAGAACCAAACAUUUUAUCAGUGUAAAGAAGAGAUGACAUUUUAGGUCAGACAAUUCAUGUUAGGUGUGAGACCUUGUUUAGAAUCUGUUUGUGUUAUGGUUUGCAGUCAGACUGAGUUUAUUUCUAAAAUGGGAAUUUAUAAAACGCCACAUUGACUCACUGUCCAUGAAUUAUGUGCUUUUUGAACAAAAUAGAGUGUGUGUGCGUGGAGAGAGAGUGUCGCACACGCGCACGCGCGCACACACACACAGUCUGUCACUCUCAGACACACACUUUCCCACACACACUCUCUUCCACGCAUGCGCACACAUUCACACUCUCUCCGUCUCACACACGCUAUCUCAAUCACACUCUCUCCCAACCACACACUGUCGCUCUGUCUUCCCCAUCUUCUUGUCUCUCUCCACUCCCCCACACACGUAAAUCGAUUGGGUGUGUUCAUAUUUGCAUUCUGUUUUGUUCAAAAAGCACACAAUUUAUAGACAGUCAGUCAAAGUGGCAUUUUAUAAAUUCCUACUGUAGAAAUAAAACCAGUCUGGCUCCAAAUCAAAACACAAACAGAUUCUAAACAAAACUUCAAUUAAAACCUUCUAAGUGAUUAAAGAUUUAACAGCAUCUUGCAUCUGUUUAAUACAUCCUCAUCAGUGGUGUGACUCCUCGAUCUUUUACUUAUACUUUGUGUCUGAUACCACCUCACUAACACCUGAAGUUGGAGUGGGUCUCCAAAAGUUUGUGUUUCAAAUAAACCUGUUGGACUAUAAUCUGGUGUUGUGUGAUUUCUGACAUUAUAAAGAUGGGCUGGGAAUGUUUUAACUGGAGCGUAGAAGGUUGAGAGGUGACCUUGUGGAGGUUUACAAUAUCAUGAGGGGCAUAGAAAAGGUGAGUAGCAAAGGUCCUUUCCAUAGGGUGGGGGAGUUCAAAACUAGGGGGCAUAUUUUUAAAGUGAAAGGAGAAGGAUUUAAAAAGGACAUGAGGGGCAAUCUUUUUACACAGAGAACGGUUUGCAUGUGGAAUGAACAGCCGGAUAAAGUGGUGAAUGCAGGUCAGUUACAACAUUUGAAAGUUGGAUAAGUUCAUGAAUAGGAAAGGUUUGAAAGGAUAUGGGCCAAAUGCAGGCAGGUCAGACUAGUUUGGUUUGGGCACGUGGUCGAUUGGUUGGGACUGGUUGGACCGAAGCGUCCGUUUCUAUGACUCUAUGACAAUGAGAGCUCACUGUCCCAUGCGUACAUUCACUUAAUAUUUAGAAACAUAGGGGAUCUCAUCAACCCAACCUGUAUUCAGUUAUAUUGUGGCUAAUCUGUACCUUAAUUGCAUUUACCCCACCUAGGUUCCUUAACCAUGAACUUACUUACCCAACGAAAAUCUAUCAGUCUGAAUUUUAAAAGCUCCAAAUAAACCUUGAUUGUUGUGGGUGAGGGGAUGGAGUGGUCCUGAAUCAUUUCUUCACACAGAGACAAUUUAUCUCUAUCUGCUUUGUAAGUGCCUUUAAUCGUCUUAAAGACUUUAUAAUGUAUAUGAGCACUGAUCAGUACAUUUUAAGAAGUAGCAGUACUAAAUUAACCUCUCUCAUUGUUUCCUGUCCUCAUGGGCUGAGUGGGGAAGAGUUGUUAAUGCACCCAGAACAGUUCCUGCAUAGUGGAAGGUGAAACAAGAGAUUUGUUGCCACCUUGUGGACAACAGUAAAUAUUUACUGCUGAAGGUUUAAAGAGUAAUAAUUGCUUAGUGGAGGGGCUAAGAAGAUCUUAGAAGAAGAUCUAAGGAAGGGUCUGGCCCCGGAUGUAUGUUGGAUUUGGCUUAUUUUAACCAAGCUAGCUAGCAGUCAGACACGUCAGUUAUAAACAAGGUUAGAAAUCAAAUAAGCUUCAUCUAAUUGCAGUGUAGUGACCCCUGAUCGGAAGUAUGUGUGUGGACAUUAAUAGGAAGCAGUGUCAAAUUUAGCUGUGCUGCACUUUACUGAAGGAAGUGUACCAAUCACCUGAAUGAGCCUAUUUCAGUUGAUAUAAUUGUAUCAGGCAAAGAAAAAAAAUUACAAAAGAAAGAGAAACAUGUUUACUUUUAAAGGACAUACUUUUCAGAUUUUUAUUUAGUUCUUCCCAAGUCUGCAGAUGGACACAGAAGAGUUCUCUUUUAGCAAACAUAUUUAACAAGAUCAGGCUACAGGGUAACUCUGCUUGGGGCCUGUGUCAGAUUUUCAGGUGUCUGGACAACGGUGUGCUAUUAUCAGUUUCCUGAUAGAUCAUGGUUUGGAAUAAAUAAUAUUACAUCUUUGCAUUACUUAUUUGCCCUGCAAUACCGUCUUGUCAACUGAGCCAGUUUGAAUCUCCAUUCCUCCACUAUAUCAUUUAAACUGGGUAUGAAUGGCAUGUUUCCUUUCCAAGAGGACUUUAAUGAACUAAUGUUCUUAGGCAGGGUCACUGGACCCAAAAUGUUAACUCUGAUUUUUUCUGAGCUUUUCCAGCAAUUUGUUCUCGUGUCUUUAAUGAACUAGGUUGGUUUUAUGUCAGUUUACCAGCUUCAUGGUCACUUGAUUUUUGUUCUUAAAUUUAAUUCAGAUUCUCUGUGCUUUGAGCUGUAGUUCUCAAAUUGCAUCCAAUUAUGUAGCCACUUCACAACUGUGGCCGUAUGUGCCUUUUAAUCUUGAAGUGGAUGCUAUAAACAUGGUGGUGUCUGCUCCAUGGAGAGCAGAGUAAAUGGCUUUUUAUAAAAUUAAACAAAUCACUCAUUUUUAAAUGAGUUAGUGGAGUCAGGCUCACACAGACCCUGGGUUUUUGGUUUUUGCUUUCAGUUGUUGGAAGUUGGGGUUUUGGAGGUGAAGCUAUCUCUGCUGCCAUAAAAGGCUUGAAUUCUGCCCCUGCUGCUAGAUUCAUUCUGUUGGUGUUCCUUAUCCUGGACUGGAGGAGACAGCAAAAUAAAUCUCUUUUGCUGAAUUUGCUUUUGCCAAGGGUGUGUGUAUGGGAUGCUGCUAUAUUGGAACAGUUGAUGCAUAGUAAUUUUUAAAAAAUUGUUCUAAGUAUUUCAAUAGAGUUAAAGUAAUGCCAAUUCUAUUUUUUGUUUGUAUUUUAGUUGUGGUGUAAGAAUAAAG